AAACACACGCGUGCGCGCACGUGCACACGUGCACGCACGCACAUUUAUUGACACACAUGCUAAAAUCCAAAUAACAUAUGAGUGUUAAUUAAAACAUUUAACUUAAUUAUCUUUCUUAAUUUUUUACCAUUAAAAAUUUAGAUAAUUCGUUGAAAGUGAUUUACUUGUCUUCCAGAAUGCAGACUACACGUAGCUUUUCAUGGCUGUGCAAUGGGACAAAGUAAGAUUGGGGAGGCGUAUGUACGUCACGGAGGUUACAACGAGGUUGGAGAGCUAAAUGACAUCAUCAUACUUUAUCCUCAAGCAAAAGCCUCUACCGUACCAUUCAAUGUUGCCGGUUGCUGGGACUGGUGGGGAUACACUGGAGCAUUAUUCGCAACAAACAGUGGAUUUCAACCAACAGCCAUCAAACGUAUGAUCGACAGAGUUGCUGGCUUGUGAAACACACGAUAUAUACAUGUAUAAUUCUAGAAGUGUUGAUGUGAAAUAAAAAAUAAAACACUUUUGAGUAAAGUGAUUAUUUAUAGACUGGACUUUUGUGUAUCUUUUUAAAAGAUGGACAAUGCUGUAAGUACAUGCCCAAGUGGUAGAGUGGGUAUAAAUCUAAUAUUGUAUAAGGGAUAUAUAUUAUUAUCAUCGCCUACUAGUAUUUUAAAUAUAGGCCAAUGCGCUAGUUAAAUAUUAUAUUUGACAGUCAGGCUAUAUAGUCCUGAUUUUCCCGGUAAGCAACUAGUUUAACUGAUUUUUAAUUUCAUUUUCUCAAGAUAAUAGAAGAACAUCACGAUUAUAAAAUAACGCUUCUUCCAUUGAAGCUCAACGAAAGGCGCGCUUAAAAAGAUAACAAACACAAAGUAUAUAAUACAUGUAAUCUUUUGCGCUGAUUUUUUUUAUAUACUUUAAAGGCACACUAAUCCUCUGAACUAAAUACAUAUGUUUUUCUCUAAAAAAGGGCAUACUUUAUAUAACUCAUAAAUAUAGCAAAAUGUAAACUUAGUGGUAUUUUGACUUACAGUCAAAAUGCUAAAUCACUCAUGUUAUAUGCCAUAGAAGCAAAAGGCGACUACUACUUGGACAAUUAGCUCUAUUUAGGAAACUGAAUCAAAACAUCAAGAGUGAAAGGC
This is a messenger RNA of Ruditapes philippinarum (Manila clam), 1121 nucleotides long. Its product is annotated as poly(3-hydroxybutyrate) depolymerase-like. NCBI's taxonomy places the organism in Eukaryota, Metazoa, Mollusca, Bivalvia, Venerida, Veneridae. The transcript is spliced from 3 exons. The record is from RefSeq and is a predicted model, not a curated record. The coding region runs from base 211 to 441 and encodes 76 amino acids.